AUGGAGUAUGUCGGAUUGUUGUGUGAUGGUGUUGCGGGCGAUGCGCUUGGCACCUUGACUUGCUUCCUCGAAUUUGAAGACUUCCUCAAGCUCUCCGCCACCUCCAGGUGCAUGAGAGAAUUUCUGCUGUCACGUGAGAAACUGUGGGGAUGCUUCUUCGAAAGGAACGCUGUUAGUUGCAAUAGGCCUGACACCCUGGAUAUCCUAACGGGGAAACGCCGGGAGUGCCGCUGCCAAUAUCGCAUAAGGCCAUUCAGCGAAUCCAUUAAUGGAUUUAAGACCCUAGCUGACCUUGCAUCGCAAUGCGGCCUCGUUGACAGUCGGAACAAGCUGGAUGGUGCGGCCCUGCUCCACCUUGCCAUAAGCUCGGACAGACAUUCGCGCAAGGUCACAGUAGACCGUGACAUAGUGAGGGAUCUGAGGACAAUCGGCAAGCCGCUGGUGGCAGUCUCUAGGGACGGAGUUGGAUGGCCGUUCGCCGUGCUGAGCACGAACAGGAUCCUAGGCAUCGGCACGAGCCGGGAAUUCUUCGACAUCGGGCAGCCAACGCCCAUAUCAGACAAGCAUAUGUUUCAGCUGGUGGCGUGUUGCUGGGUGCGUUCCAUACAAUGCCCACGCUGCAGCUGUGGAGGAGGCGGAUGCGGGGAUAAAACACCGCGGAAAGGUGACGAUGAAGAGCAUGUCAACAGGCCGUUAGCUCUGGCCAUGCUGUACACCUGCCGCGGGCAGGACCCAUGUGUUUCCGUCUACACCUAUGGCAAGGAAGGAUUGGAGCGCAAUCCGCCGGUGACGUGGAAAAUCCCAGCCGGCGAUGACGCUGUAACAUGUCUGGAAGUGGUGCAAGGAAGGGGCUGCGACCACUACUUCGCCUUUGUGGGCACCGACGAAGGCUUCAUCCACUGUAUCCAGGCGGGAGCCAUGUCGGUAAUAGCAAACACCAGGAGUCCCAUAGAAGUCAUAACAGCCGCCGCGAGCGGGGACAAGAUGAUCCUUUGUGUCCAUGCUGCGGGGGACAUCCUGGUGAUGCACGUGGAGGAAGAUAUCAAGCGUAUGUACCGCAUGGAGGAAGCAUCAAUAUACGCCAUUGACACGGAGAACCUAGUGCUCGUGCAGUGCAACUACGGGAAGUGCACGUUAAGAAUCGGCAGAUUCGCGGGUUUUGAUGAGUACAUAAGUGUGACUAAGCCGCCUUCCUUCAUCUUGUACCUUCACCGCAGGUCGCUCUGGGCGCUCGUUAUACGCAACUACGUUAAACUGAUACAGGUCUUCGGCCGCGGGAAUGACUUACGGGUCAAGCACCUACGUAUCCUCAACGGUCACACGGCCGAUAUCACCGCGUGCCACGCCGAUGGGUGGUCAAGAAUGGUAACUGUAGACGCGGCGAAAAUCCUCAUCGUAUGGGACUUUAUCCGGGGAGUAAAGGUGAUACGCCUCUCACUGAUUACUGCCAGUGCGUGUAUGAAGCUGCCCAAGCCCAGCCGAAAGGGAUCCGAUAAAAACGCUCGCAAGCGCCGCAGUGUCAACAGCGACAUUUCGUACGCAUCGCUGCACAACGUCAAAAAGGAUUUCAACAACCCACCUCCCGCAACCUAUGGCGAUGACUCGUCUGACAAUGGCGAUCAGAUUGUGCACGGCAUGGAGCGCCUGUGCACGCGGCCAUCUCCGACGGGCGACAAGCAGACCGUCUACAUUUCGCUGGACACGGUAUGCAUAUACUAUCACCAGCACUCCUACCUGCAGGUUGUGAACCUUAGGUGA
Messenger RNA from Babesia ovata, 1758 nucleotides. Its product is annotated as RNA polymerase Rpb1 C-terminal repeat-containing protein, putative. Lineage: Eukaryota; Apicomplexa; Aconoidasida; Piroplasmida; Babesiidae. The record is from RefSeq and is a predicted model, not a curated record. The coding region runs from base 1 to 1758 and encodes 585 amino acids. The transcript has a single exon. Gene Ontology annotation, molecular function: protein binding.